Owenia fusiformis is the source of this 3434-nucleotide messenger RNA. NCBI's taxonomy places the organism in Eukaryota, Metazoa, Annelida, Polychaeta, Sabellida, Oweniidae. The record is from the annotation of a GenBank genome assembly.
CCCAGAUUCAAAGCCAGCUUGGCAACCUAGAAGACAGCUACCUUAGCUUACAAGCCACAGCUGAACAAAUCAAGGAGCGUCUAGCUGAGAUCUUAGAAAGAUGGGAAGAGUAUAAAGCGACCGUACAGGAUUGCCAAGUUUACAUGGAAGGCUCUUGGAGUACAUGGGCUAGUACUAUAGAACCCCUGGUCACCAACUCACUAGAACAUUGUGAACAGCUACUGACCUCUGCUAAUGAGAUGUCAAUUGAACUAGAUGCCUACAAACAGAAGCUGAGCAGUCAACAACAGAGGUGUGCCAGUAUGGGAAGCAUAGAGAGCCUGGAACAACUGGACCUGAGCACAACCUCUGAGCUUACUACCCUUGCUGAACAUACCAAUGAUCAACUAUCAACUAGUAUUGACAAGGUGACUGAGGUGGUGAGCAAACUGAAGGAGUUACUGAAACAAUGGCAGACAGUGGAGAAACAGAAGACACAACUCCAUGAGUGGCUUAAUGCUAGAGAGGCUGAUCUUCAGGAAUUUGAGUCCAAACCUGCCAAACUACACAUGGAUGCAGCUGAACAUGAGCUCCAACAAUUGAAAGACUCCCAACAAGAUAUUAAAGCCAAACAACCAAGUAUAGAAUCUCUGUUUGAGCAACAUACUCAACUUACAUCCCACACAGCUGAGAUAGCAGAUGCAGACAUUGAAGAAAUUCAAAAUGGACAUAAAUCGGUUCUUGAAAGAAUAGAUAAGUUGAUAUCCUCAAGAUCUGAUUGGCUGUCUGAAAUACUGGAUUACCACACGCAGUUUAAAGAUCUCAAUGCAAAUGUUGAAAAAUUGGAAACUGACAUUGAAAGAAUUCAUAACGAUAUAGAUGUCACUGUUGCAGAUCGUGCAGAAGAAAUAAAGAGAGUAUCUUUCCAACUGUCUGGCCUUGAAGAUCAGCUGGGUAAUACCAAAGCAAGGGCUGAGAGUGUCCAGGGCUCAGUUAGUAAACAUGAUGACCAACUGGUGCAGGAUCAGAUCAGAGACUUGGAACAACGGUUCACCGAACUUUCCAAAAAGACAAAGGAUCAACUGGCUGAAUGCGACACUAUACUUGUCAACUAUGACACCAUCAUUGUCGACCUGGACAGCUACUCUGUGUGGAUGCAGGAUAAACAGACUAAACUUGAGGCUGGUACACUGUGCAGUUAUAAAAUGGAGGAGGCUAUCUCGAGACAACAACACAUUGAGUGUCUUGUUGAAGAGUUGGAAACAAAAGAAGAUGAAGUUGAUGAGUUAGUUGUACGCGGAGAAGAUUUGCGUGGAAACUUGAGUCGCCAUGAGCGUGACAUCAUCGAUCGCCAACUCCAGACUUUACGUCUCGAUCACCAUAAGUUACUAGAGAAAUCCCGUGAUGAAUGCAAGCUGUGCUCUAGAGCUGUAGAGGUCAGAACUGAACUGCAUGCCCUCAUUGAAAAGAUAUCCGUCUGGUUGGAGGAAAGAGAGAAAGUUGUGUCUUGUUUGGAACCUAUGAAAUUGAGAAGUUCUGAGAUUCAAGAGCAAAUCAAUAAAAACAAGGCUGUAUUGUCAGAGAUCAGUGCAUUUGAAGUGAACCUGGUACGCUUGGAGAAACAGACGUGUGAGCUGGAGUGCAGUGAGGAAUCUAAGCCUGAACUACUGGAGACAGCAAAAGAUCUGAGUGACAGAUACUCUAAGUUGAAAACUGAACUGCAGACCUGGAUAGAUAACGCAAAGACUGCUCUACCAAUCAGAAAGAAGUUCGAGACUGACAUUGUUGCCAUAGAAACUUGGCAGACGGAAGUAAAUGGUCAAUUAAACAAGGAAGUCUCUUUGGAGGCUCCUAUAGACACAUUGAAGGAUCACGCUAGAAAGUUACAAGAUCAAGAGAAGAAACAAUCCCAGAUGGCAGCACUGUUGCAACAACUCACCCUCACCAGUGAACAAUUUGAGAAUCUCAGUGAAGCCGAGCAACAGAGUCUUCAGGAGCAAAUCACUAUGGUAACCCACACCAUGACAACAAUCUCCCAGAGCAUCACUACAAUGCAUGUGACCCUUACAGAAGCCACAGAGUCUAGAAACAAGUUUAAUGAGGAGAUCAAGGCAUCUGCAGCUGUUGUGUCAACUGUACAAGAAGAUCUGAAGAGAUUAACAGGCCCCAUAGGACCAAGAGUUGAGGAUGCCCAAACACUAAUUGAACAAUUUGUGGACAUACAGGACACGCUUGCAGACCUGAGCCCAGACCUUGGUCAACUGGAGCAGAGUAAAGAGCAACUAGCCUCCCAGGGUCAGAUCAGUGUGCAACAGGAUCAGGAUCUGGUGCAACUUACUGCACUAUAUGAACAGCUAACACAGCAGGUAUCAGAGAGGUUGGAACUACUGCGCCAGGCUGAAUCUCUACGUGAAGACUUCACUGAAGAGAGAUCUGAGUUGGAACAGCAAGUGAAGCAGACCCAAGAUGAGAUGGAUAGCAUGGCCCAUAUGGGUGUCUCUGUCCCUGUGAAACUAGAUAGAUAUCAGAGUCUUGUCUCUAGUCUAAGCUUACAGCAGGUCCCUCUAGAGAAGUUGAAUGACAAAGCCAAGCAGAUUGCAAGCCAGACUCUGCCAGAAGACAGCCAUUCAGUGCUCAGCCAGGCCAACACCCUCCAAUCAACCUUGGAGACCAUGCUCAAACAAUGCCAGCGUAAGGCCAAAGAAUGCCAGGAAGUCCUUGAUGAGCGACAAACCUUCUCUGAAGACCUAGAGAAAGCUCUCACAUUCCUGAAACAAAAGAAUGAUGUGACAAAACAACAUAGUACACUUGGAUUAGAUUCCCAGUCAAUUACAAAGGAAUAUACCACAUUGGAGCAGGUCUCCAAAGAGGUGAAUGACUGUAUUAGAAGUAUACGUCUCAAAAUUGAAGACCAGAAAAUGAAAUUUGAUGAGAGUGAUGAGCCUAUGACUCUUGAUUUAGCAGAUAAUAUUGAUGAGUUUGAGGAGUUGGAAUCGACACUGAAGAAGAACAUCAAAGCUAUGGAUCAAGUAUUGAAUGAAGCGAAAGUUGCGAGGGAGGAAUAUGAUGCCUUAUAUGAUGAGGUUGCAUCCUGGGUGAGGAGCUGUGAGGAGCAACUUAAGGAUCCUUACAGUGGUAUAGAAUACAACCUACUGGAGGACCAACUCACUGAACAUAGGGAAUACUACGCUGAUGAAAACCAGCAGCACCUGGUUCUUGACAAACUGAUGGACCUAUCAGAGGCCAUCAUUGUUACGUUGGACAAGAAUGACGAACAAACUCUCACACAGUCUCUCACUAAUUUGACCAAUAAGGUGUCCUCAACUAUUGGGAAAGCUGCCAAAAAGGAGACUAAACUGCAACAACACCUUGACAACUGGAAUGAGUACCAGAGCUUACUAAGCCAGGCUGGUAAAGCAAUAGAUGAUGGUGAGAUGGCCUGGAGUACAAUUGAC